This is a messenger RNA of Pestalotiopsis fici W106-1, 4017 nucleotides long. RefSeq lists its product as uncharacterized. Gene Ontology annotation, cellular component: membrane; intracellular membrane-bounded organelle. Gene Ontology annotation, molecular function: heme binding. The record is from RefSeq and is a predicted model, not a curated record. The transcript has 10 exons. Lineage: Eukaryota; Fungi; Ascomycota; Sordariomycetes; Amphisphaeriales; Sporocadaceae. Bases 1 to 4017 code for a protein of 1338 amino acids.
AUGGCGCGCCCGUGGCGCGACCGCAAGCCGACGGCUCCAUACCGGAGAGCCCAUAUAUACAUAGAAUAUCCACAUUCGCCAUGGGCCAACAGAUUCUAUCCGGGGACUAUGCCAUACUCGAGUUUAGACGAGAAUGGCGUGCUUCAUUCUAGCCUGGCGCCUUACUGGCCUACAAUGCCUGUCGAAGCCCUGCCCGAUGGGGGAGAGGUGCCCGAUCAGAUAGUCCAACAACCUCACAUUCUGGCACUUGACAGAUUGUUUCUCGACGAGCGCCUCCAGGCUCUUGCCAUUGGCGGCCUUCGGAGUUGGCAGAUCCCUGCACUCAACACGCGGCCUGGGCCAUAUGGGCCCGAACACCAUGUACCAAGAGAUGGAAAUGACUUGGGGUGGGAAGUCUUCAAGUCUUCGGGGUUCGAAAGAAACGAGUUCAAGUGGCUGACUAUUUUCGCCCGCGAAAGAUGGUUUGAUUAUCGAGUCAACUGCUUUGAGACCAUCGAAAAUCCAAUUCCUGGCUUGACUCGGCACAAGGACAAUUGGUGGACUGUAGACAACCAACAUAUUUGGAACCAGUUGUCUGUGUCAAUUGAGAUUGCCAAUCGUCUCCUCGAACAACUCAUAGCCGAGAGAGACCCCUGGCUUGAUGCUGUGAUCUUUCAGCCGAUACAAUACUGGCGUCAUCGAGACCCGCGCGUCAUGAACAUGUAUCUACAGAACAACGAGAACAAUCCCAUGUUCGUUCAGCAGGAGGCUGACGUCAACAAGCGACAGAUGCCCGAAGCAAUUCGGAAUCAAAUGUCCGUACUGCUCAGCUACACCGUGUGGAGCUUCUUCGAUGAACAUUUGGAAAUUGGCCUUGGUGUCACCUGGCCACUCCUUACCAUCACCCCAAACAAGCCCGGUGCGCCGAACCCGUGCAACUUGAUCACAAUACAGACUGGGUGUCUUCGUUCCUUGUGCAACAGCAAUUUGUCCCUCGUCGAGAGGGUUAAUGUGCAAAUGGCGUUGGCGGAUACUAUACUCCAUGAAACCGUGCAUGCUCUUUGGAUGGGUCGUCUUAUAAUAGAAAAAGGCAGCACCGAUCAUAAUCAGGAGCCGUACAUGUGGCCGGCAACGGGCCCGCCAGAGACUGUCAAAGAACUGGGCUUUUCUUUUGAAAAGCACGUCUUUGGGGGUACUGUCCAAGCAUUUCCUCAGCCUCCGGACCCAUACACUUGGAAGGGGAGGCCCUUGACACUAUGCCUGAGCACCUGGCCGUUGUAUAUUGGGGGUCAAGACUUACCACCAGAACUCUGGCAGAACGAUGUCUUUGCACACAACCUUAUAAACUACCCUUUGCCAGCGUCCUGGGCCUCUUCCUUUGCAACAAAAGACUUUUGGAACAUAAUAGUUCCAUUUUUCAAAGGCAGCGCAGCAUUCCAGGCUCCGAAGGUCUUCCGAUCAGAAACCCGCAGGGACUGGUACACUCUCGGCCAGAGGGCUUUUGGAGCGAAGAGGAUGCGCUUGAACGAGAACGAUUGGUUUGCAGACAAGUAUGAAUGGUCUCAACAGGUCUGGCAGAACCGCCAGGUGCGUUGGGAUCUCCUCAGGCCUUGGUACGCUGAAGAGUAUCAAAAAUGGUCCUCGACACCUUGGAGUAUGGCGCAAGCUCGUGCGACCCUAGAGCGUUUCGUGGAGGCACAUUCCACCCGCGACCAGGCGCAGUGUGUCAAACAGGCAGACAUAUUCGCGCGAUACGUAUACGACUAUCACGCCAAGGGCGCCAGAGGUCCCUUGACGUGGGUUUACAUUGUCAUUGGCCGCCUUAUGAGGGCCGCGACACCGCUAAUGUUAGACGACUAUCUCGACUGCCACCCUCCACGAAAUCCAGGCGCGAACAUGCAUCCCAACAGCCGUGGUGUUCCCGGCAGCAUGACAGUGCACGGAAUCAUGCUCAACGAAAUCAGUUUCGACCUGUCGAUGGUCUACUUUGAGAAUUUCACGCUCGACACGACCAUCCCCAAGAGCAAUUGGAUUUCGUCUACUAUAGAACUAGCAGAGGCCAAAGCCUUGGCCAAUACCGAGCGCCUAAUUCAUCCGGUCCCAGAAGCCUGGCUCGACGUUCUAGAAAACACAUGGGCCGAACUGGCUAAAUGGGUCGCCACGAAUGGAGAGCCCACAAUCAUGAACUGGCCAGAGUUCACACUUCAAGUUCCCCCGUACGACAACGACACAAAAUGGUCAGCCAAUCACGAUGUUUUGACAAACCGGGAGCACAGUCCCCUAGCAAGCCCAACCACAAUGACUGCAAAGCAAUCAUACACCAGCUUGCCAGAGCCUGAUGGGCCUCUCAUUGGCCCUCUGCGGUCAACCGCCAAAGCUUCGGUUGGUGAGGUUGGAGACCACAUUGAUUCCGACGAAUGCACUCGGAUUAUUGAGCCAGAUGGAAACUGUGGCUUCGAUAUCUACGAUAUUACAGGGGCUUCAGGGUUGUGUGAGGAAGCAGGGUUCGCCGAUGGUCAAGACGUCAGAACCCGCUUGCUGCACGUUGGUGAAUACGGACCUUGCCUUGUCCAAGGUACGACAGACGUAUCAGAAUCAGUCAGUCCUUGGCUGCGCUCGUUGAUAGAGAAAUCUGGCCUCAAGAAUGACCUGCUCAACUCUAUUGAGAGUACUGAAGCGAAAAUGAUUCGCGCAAACUUUGGUUCAACAAUGCAUCCCCUGGGAAAACUCCGUACGCGCAAACGCAUGGAGGAGAUUGCCGAGUACGAUGGGAGACAUGGGAUGCCAUUUUGGCUCACCAUCCGUGGCUGCGCUUACGAUCUGACUACAUUCAAGCACUCGCAAAGGGACCUCGACGUACUCAGAUCACUAGUGAAUCCCCUAAGAUACAAGUCCAAGAACGUGAGCGACACUGAAAGCAAGAGGAUGCUGAAGAAGAUUGAGCCGCGCAAAUGUGCCAUCGUACAGGGAAGGCCAUACAAUUUCAUGGCGCAACUUAGGCCGUACACACUGGAGACACUGGCCCGUUGCGACAACCCAACGUUUGGCUGUUACACGGCCAUAGGCGAUUAUGUGUACGAUCUGAAAACUUACCUCGACAAUCACCCGGGAGGUCGCCAGAUCAUCAUCAAAUAUCUUGGUGAACAGGCCACAGAGUUUCAGGAUUGGCACAGUCCCGACAUUCUUGAACAAGUGGCUCAUUUGCGCGUCGGACGACUCGUCUCUGAAAUUGAUGUCAACUUUGUCGAGGAGCACGAGGUGGUCAUUCACGGGUGGGUGUUUGACAUAUCCCGCCUCGCACCAGACCAGUCCCAGAGCAUUGCAGAUAACAAGAUACACGAGCAAACCGUUAAGCUCGGAGGUCAAGAUGCGUCAGAGGCCAUCAAGAAGAAUGACGUGAUGGGAUCUGCUCUGGUGAACCUCUAUCGAAGAAAGGACCUGAUCGUCGGCAGGAUCAAGAAAGAUCAACCACUCAAGGAAAUUCCAGAAGACGAGCUGAAAAGGCAUAUCGACCCAGAAAUUACCACUCGUGCUUGGGUGGCCGUGAACGGCCAGGUGUACGAUGUCUCAACAAUCAUGAUUCACGGAAAGGAUUUCUACAAACACAGUAUACCCAAGAUGUGGGCUGGUAGGAUCCUGACCGAUGACACGCUUGCCCGCUGGCUUUCAGGGAACUAUCCUCACUACGUGAUCGGCAAGCUGGUGCCGGGCCCAGCCUGGCCGCCGCGAAAGGUCCCCGACAUUGCGGCCAGGGAGGAAGAGGAGCGCGAACGGUAUAGGGAGAAACAACGCCGCAAGGGCCUUUACCCAGACAACAUCAUCCCGCAGGAUAUUGUCGAGUGGAUCAACAAGACCAACGCGACGCCCGCCGAGUUUCGACAUCAGAUGGCGCUGCGGUUCGGGUUGUACGCGGACACCCGCCCCGACGAUCCCACGGAGCCUUGUAUCAAGCUCAACCCGGACGGUACGAAUGAGGUACCUGAGUUUGCGCGACCUUUGAAAAUUCGUAAGUUUGGAGAUGGAUUAUCGUGGUUUUGA